AUCAACUAACAUGGUGAAGGUUCGGUUGUGUCUGCAUGGUAGUGCUUGUUGUUAGCAACUGUCUUGAUGUGGCUGCAGUCUGUUGUUAACCUGUUCAUCACUGAAAUCAAGAGCUAUUUACAAUGAUGGAUGCUGAGACCACAGCUAUUCAGAAAAUAAAAAGUAAUGGUAACAGACCUGAGGACUGGCUAGAGUUUUUGGCUCCAAGACAAUCAAGACUGGCAGCAGAUCUUACAGAUGAGAACUGUAGGCACUUGUUGUACCUCUACGAAAGAGCUGUUAGUCAAAUCCCAGCAGAAGAAAAUAAGAAAAACAUCUCCUAUGCUCGUAUUCUUGUGAAUUUUGCAAAACUGCAAAUGAAAAUAUCAGAAGAUGAUGCUCGAAGCUCGUUCCAGUUGGCACGAAACAAUGCAAAACACUUUGCUAUUGUUUUUGUUGCAUGGGCACAGUUUGAGCUUUUAACAGGAAACAGAAGCAAAUGCAGAAGCCUGCUACGGAAAGGAAAAGAUUCUGGUGCAGAACCUAAGGAGUUGCUUUUAAAAGCUUAUGAUAACUUUGUAGCAGGGAGGAAGGUGCUGCUUGAGGAGUCUGAGGAACUGACAGGUUUUACACAUUACAGAGCCAACCAGAAGAGUAGUGAAUCAUCAGUAGAUAUGUCACCUUUGAGUACAGGAGAUGAAAGUUCAACAUGCAGUUCCACACAGCUCACAGAUGCUGGCACAGCAAAAGUUUCUGACAAUACCAGUGCUGUGAUUUCAUUCAAAUUACCAAGUGUUCUGGAGAGUUGUGGCAAGAAACCUCUCAGUUUCAGAAAAAGUAACAGCAGCAGUAGCAGCGAUGAGGCCGACAGCAUCCCUUUUCAGUCAUCCACCUACAGGCAGCAUGGGAGCAUGUCCACCCAGAAACCGUCUGUGAAAUCUACUCCUGACUUCAAAUCAGGUACUGACAGUCUUGCGGGAUGUAUGAAUCUAUCAGUUCGCCGCCCUAAGGCAAGACGCGGUGGAGGAGGUUUAGGAAUAAACUUUGGUCUUCCAAUGAGAGUGAAGAGACCCCUACCAGCAUUGAGUGAACCUGGUGAUGAGUUGAACGGUAUAACUGAACUGGACUGUACUGUGGAGGUGCCUCAACAGAAUUGUGAACUUGAGGCAGCUCCCAGUAACCAGAUACAUGGAUUUCAUCUGGCGAGAAGCAGUGUUCAUUCUGCGUCCUCAAGUUCACAGAAAGACACGGGUGGGGAACAGAACCUUCCAUCUGCUUGUGGAUUUCAGAAAGAAACAUCGGGUGAACAAUCUGAAGAUUGUUUCAGGAAUAACACAGUGGAAACACAGGGGAUUUUUGCGCCGCAAGCACUAGAAAACCUACCGUAUAACAAGCAGCCAGCAGGAUCUCAUUCAUUUACUACAAACCCUCAGCCAGCGAUGCUGAAUAACAGCAGCAAUCAGCGGCAAGGAGAUGUGUCCAACUCAGGUCACCAGCCCAUGCUUCAUCAAAUACCAACGCUGCAAGGUUUGUCAUCUGAGUCAAACCAAGGUAUUAAUAGCUCAGUCACCAUUCGUCACCAAAGUACUAAUUCAGUUGCACAAUCCACUGUAACAAGUGGCUCUCUGUCGCAACACAGUACUGCACGAGUUAAUCACAGUGGCCCAUUACACUCGAUGCCUGGUCAGCUCUUAGGUGCUAGUCAUGCCUCAGGCUACCCCCAAGAAAUGCAGUUCUCAAGGCCAGCAGCCGUCCCUGUCCAGUCUUCGCAGGAAACAAUCAUGGUGAAAGGCAAAGUGUACCAGAGACUAGGAACUAUUGGUAAAGGCGGCUCCAGUAAGGUCUUCCAAGCCUUCGACGGGAAAAGAAUAUGUGCUAUAAAGUACGUGAAUUUAGAAGAGGCCGAUGAUUUCAUUGUUCGCAGCUAUAUCAACGAGGUGCAAUUGUUGGAAAGAUUGCAGGGCAAUGAUAACAUAAUUAAAUUAUUUGACUGGGAACUGAGCCAAGAAAGGAGUUCCCUAAUUUUGGUGAUGGAAUGCGGAAGUAUUGACUUGGCGGGCUUCUUGAGAAAGAAUCGCACAAAGAUUACCGAGAGUGAGCUUCAGGUAUUUUGGCGACAGAUGCUGGAAGCUGUUCACGUGAUUCACGAGGCACGCAUCAUUCACAGAGACCUAAAGCCUGCCAACUUCUUGUUGGUCGAAGGACGCCUAAAACUUAUCGAUUUCGGGAUUGCCAAUUCUCUUCAAGGAGAUAAAACAAGUGUUGAACUUGAAACACAGGUUGGGACAUUAAACUUUAUGUCUCCAGAAGCUUUUCAAGAUAUCUCUCACGCGCCUCGGUUUGACAGUGCGGGAAAUGCAAAACCCAGAAUGAAGAUCGGCCGACCAAGCGAUGUUUGGUCUUUAGGCUGUAUCCUCCACAUGAUGGUGUAUGGUAGGACUCCUUUCCAACACAUAACUAAUCAUAUCAUCAAGUUGCAAUGUAUCAUGGAUCCUUCACACGUCAUCGAGUUUCCGGAGAUCAAAGACAAGAACUUGCUUGAUGUCAUGAAGGGCUGUCUUCUCCGGAAUCCCAAGGAGCGCUAUACCAUCCCUCAGUUGUUGGCUCACCCUUACAUAAAUCCUCCAUCUCAUGAUCCCCCGGUGGAAAUUGAGGACGAAGACAAAAUGUUCCACGUCCUGAUGGAGUUCGCAAAGGCUGAUGUCAACUCUCCCCGCUCGGUGCGGGCUCUUAGUAAGACUUUCUACAAACAGCUGCUCACUGGUAAAAAGGUGAGCCUGUCAUCUGCCGCACCCCGACCCUCGGUUCCGGUGAAUUCUCAGAUGGAGCUUCCGCCUCGUCAAGUCCUGGAGCCUGUUAAUCGUAAGCCCUUGGUGGGAAUCGAUGUGAAGGCGUUGAAUCAGGCUCAGAGGGCGCUGAAACCCCCACAUGCUUCGGGAAGUGCCAAAUAUAUGAAAGAAAAUGAUAGAGAUCAGGAUAAGGAAAACCCGGAUCUCAAUGGACUCUUAAAGCAUGAGCUCUUAGAGAAAUACAAGAACGCACAUCCUCGUAACACCUCUGAGUUUUCAUUUGAACAAACCUGGAACACAACGUAUGAGAAUCCUGGCUGAUAAGGAUCCCUGAAAUUCUUACCACACACAAACAAC
Messenger RNA from Pocillopora damicornis (cauliflower coral), 3125 nucleotides. RefSeq names its product dual specificity protein kinase TTK. Gene Ontology annotation, biological process: chromosome segregation; protein localization to kinetochore; mitotic spindle assembly checkpoint signaling. Gene Ontology annotation, cellular component: kinetochore; nucleus. NCBI's taxonomy places the organism in Eukaryota, Metazoa, Cnidaria, Anthozoa, Scleractinia, Pocilloporidae. Gene Ontology annotation, molecular function: protein serine/threonine/tyrosine kinase activity; protein serine/threonine kinase activity; protein binding. The record is from RefSeq and is a predicted model, not a curated record.